This is a messenger RNA of Kwoniella shivajii, 4545 nucleotides long. RefSeq lists its product as uncharacterized. NCBI's taxonomy places the organism in Eukaryota, Fungi, Basidiomycota, Tremellomycetes, Tremellales, Cryptococcaceae. The record is from RefSeq and is a predicted model, not a curated record. The transcript has 5 exons. Bases 1 to 4545 code for a protein of 1514 amino acids.
AUGGCAUCCACUUUCAAAAGAGCGCCUCCCCCUCCUCCUCUUCUCUCUUUGAACGGCAGCAACAACAACAACAACAAUCACAACAACAACAACUCGGUAAAUAGUAUCAACGGUUUUAGCCGAUCACCACCAUCUACAUCCAUUUCGAUAGUUCGUAGACCUCAUUCAGAUCCUGUAUCAUCGAAAAACUCUUCGGUGCACUUCAAUCUCGAAGAUCAAGAUCAAACACUCAUCGGAUCUGGUCUUUCUCCUUCUUCACCAUCUUCCAAAUCAUCUAUGAGACCAUCACAAGAACAAAAUGGUCAUAACAAUAAUACCAACAAAUCUUAUCAGCCAAUACAUCCUUCCACAUUACACAACUCAACUAUCCCAUCUCCGCCCAAAUUAGCUCCUUUACUGACUACCGGAUCAUCUUAUACCUCCAUCAAUAACCCUUCUUCCAAUCCUACAUCCCUCACAAGCUCACCCACAUCACUACGGCCUGAAAUGCCUAGAAAUCGUUCUUCUCAAGACAGACGAGUUUGGUCAGAAACCCUACCCUCUACUUCACGUCAUCGAUCAGAAUCUCUCCUUGCUAACGGUAAAAAAGCUUCAAGAGUGACAGGUGGAUUUGAGACAAGUAGCGAAGAAGACAUGUCUGAUGACUCGAACAAAGAAGGAGAUAUAGUUACGCCAUCUUUGUCAGAAAGUUUAGAGCCUUCCUCUCAAAACGCUAUUGCUGGACCCAGUCGACCUAGAGCGAAGAGUCUACUACUUGCCGCUGGUAGAGAAAGACAGAGUUCCGAUGCGAGUGGUACGAGUCGAGAUAACAGAAGGAGAAAAGAGGACCCGAGUAGACCAAAGAAGAGGAAGUCGAAAGAACCCGGUCCCCCUUCUAGGAUGCUUUCUUAUCGGUCCAAUGUCUCACCACCCAAAAGCUCUUCGAUCAUGACAACAUCUAAAUCGGACUCCUAUUUCAACUUGCAGAACGGUUCCUCACCUAAAUCUCGUCUUACAACGAACAAAUCGUCUCCUCUCAUCGAAUCAACCGUACCAGGACCUAGCAAGAACUCUCUGACCAGGGGAUCAAGUCUCAAUAUGCUAGAAGAGAGGGGCAGUGAAGGUGAAGCAAGUCAUCGACCGAAAGGGAAGGAGAAAGAAGUCAAUAAACAACCAGAUAAUCUAGCGGCGAGUCUUGGACUGGGUAUAGGAGGAAUACAAGAUAUGGCCCUCAGUCCUGAACAACUUCGAGACCUGCUGAGCGAUUCCGACGUUUCCUCCGCUUUACGUUUAUUGAAUUCCCCUCAUAUGCCCGCAAGUCGUCCAACUAAUAUGAACGAAUGGUCCAACUCCGUCUUUUUCUCUCCACCGGCCUCCCGACCUGGCUCACCAGAUAUGACAAUUCCCAAGCAUACUUCUCCCUAUCUCGUAUCUGCUCCUCCCGCUUUAACUUCUUCGGAAAAUCACGCAAGGGAAAGAACAAUGUCUGUAGCUAGUAGUAUUCACCCUCCUGUUCACUCCACUUGGGGUUCAACACCUCGUCAUAGGCAAAGCUUGGAAAGUCAUGGCUCUCCUGACUUGGAAGCUCUACGUAGAAGAAGAGCUAGCUCAAAAGGUGGAUUGACACCGGAUGGUCAGGGAGGUCAUGUUCCUUUCACUCAUCACUUACCAGUUCCUCACGUCGAAGAAGGUGCACCUGAAGAAGAAGAAGAUCUGGAAGCUGCCAGUGAUGGACUUCCAGCGAUCACGGAAAACGAUUUGGAACCGACUCGAGUUCCAACUCAAUCUAGUAAAUCUAGUAAAGAAGUGAAGGAGAACAAGGACAAGAAGAACCGUCUGAGUAGUUUGUUUUCCAUGAAGAAGAAGAAGUCCAUCGAUCAAGUUUCGCAGCAGCAUCAUGAACAUCACUUGCUCCAUAGGGAUCAUAAGUCGGACAGACAAAAGGAAGAAGAAAAGGCUCGCGAGAAAGAGAAAUAUGAGAAGGAUGUCGAGAGAAGAAGGCUGGAACAGGAAAGGAGAGACGAAGAACUUGCUCAAGAACGCCGCUUUCGCGCUUUAACCCAAGUGGCUGCCCAUCCUAAAGCCGAACGUAGAGCCUAUCAAACUGGAGCUCAUCUUCGUGCUCUUUAUCAGCAUGUAUAUGACGGCAUCGAGUCUCCUCCAAAAUUGAACCCUCUAGCUAUCGUGAGGUGGAAGAUCAAAACUGAAGAACAGAAUGAAGCACGUUCACGAUGGGAGCAGGAACAAAGUCUUGGAGACGUUAAAAGUGAUAAGUCGAAUAUCACAAAUCUUGCAUCUCCUCAAACACAAACUAGAACGAACCACCUUGGUGGAAAUAUCCAAAGUAGCCCAAUGAGUAUAGGAUCCUCCACCAAGUAUGGUUUUAGGCAAUCUGCAGAAACUCAUCGACCUGCCUCUUUGGGUUCUUUAGGCAGAGCAAAUGACUCUUCACCCAGGAAAGGCAAAGUCAGUCAUUAUGAGAAAGGAUGGAGCUAUACUGUUGAAGAUUUUGCCGCUUAUCAAGCUACGAAAGGACAAGUCAACUAUUUCAUUGCUCCUAGGAAAUCACAUCCCGAUGUGGAGGUUUUGACGGAAGAUGAGCGACCUCCUGACAACUCGCAAGUAUCCAGAAGCAACAAAGAUGAUAACAGUUCAAUAGCGGACAGUAAUAAGAAAUCACAUCUUCACACGAUGGGUGUAAAGACUGCCAGCAACACUUCUCUCCUUGAAGUCGAAGGUGUCCUUGGUGAAAACAACGCUCUAUCAAGAUCAACAAGCAUCGAAACAGGGAGAGGAUCAAAUCUUCCUAGACAUCGACAUCUAACUCAUCGGACCCAUCAAAGCUUGAGUGCAGUCGGACCCACGGCCAUAUCUCAUGCCCUCAAACAACCCUUCGAGAAGAUAUCUCAUGCUGCCAAGAAGCAACGAAAUCCACCUCCGGCAGCUUGCGACGAGGGCGAAUCUCAGCACAUUGAACGAUUCCGAAAUCACACUAGGUCAGAUACUGCACCAGCACAUAUGACCAAUAUGCUACAUCAGACCCCCAUGUCAAAUAAGCCCAGUAGGACAACGAUGAACUCGUCUGCUUCACGUACACGUGAACCGGGUUUUUUCAAAAGACAUGCACCUACUCCAGGUGCUGAGUCAUAUACAGAUGAAGAAACUACAAGAGAGUUCCAUUUACGUAGAUUGUUUUUGAAAGGUCAAAAAGUCUUUUCAUCAUCACUUGAUGAUUCUUCCAAACUUUAUAGAAGAUCGGACGCUAGCUUGGUAAAGGAUAGACAAGAUGAACGCGAGACUGAACUUCUUGCUUUGGAAGCAGCUUUGAUCCGAGAAAAAGCCUUUAGAGAACGACAAGCUGCAGUCAGUAGAAAAACUCAACUCGAAAUUGAAGCAAGAGAUAGGAUCAAUAAGCUGGAAAAGGAAAUAUAUGCUGAGCGUGUCGAGCAUCUGGCUGCCGCACGUCGAAAAUUGGAGGUUGUCACCUCCAACAUAAUGACAGUAGACGAUACGAUGCGCCAAUACUUAUAUCAAAUCGAUUUCGUUCGUGACGAAGCUUCUAUAUCUGCUGAGAUUGACAUCGAUUGGUCCUCGGUCGAUCCUCUACGAGCUACAUACGGCGAUCUAGGACGUGUUAAACAAAAUGAAGAUGAUGAACAUCGAGACACUUUACCACCUCUUAAAUCAUUUGGAAGUAAUGAGAGCGGAUCUGAUAUCCCUCGAAGACCAAGGAAUAAUCCUACUGUCAGUCGAAAGGCAAGGACUCAAUCAAUGUCCAGUUCCGUACCACGUCGAAAAGGAUCAUUGAACGCUUCUUUGGCACCAAUCAGUCUCUCACAUUUGACCGGAUCCAUGAGACAUCGACCCCGGAGGACGUAUCUUGAUCCGACAGGAAGCAACAGGGUUGAUCCGAUCAAACAAGCCGAAAUGGUGAUUUCAUUCGGUAAGGAAAGGUUAGAAGAUAUGGGCAAAGAAAAAGAGAAUACGAGGAUCGAAUUGAAUCACAUGAUUUACGAAAUUGAAUCAAUGAUAAAACAAAAAGAAUUAGUGCGAAAAUUCCUCCGAGAAUUCUUGGAGAAAAAUCAAUCUAAACAAUAUCAAUUAGAUCAGUUAAAUUUACAAUUGAAGAAUUCCACUUUGGCAACAUUACAGUUUUAUCAGAUUGGUGAAGUAAGAGAUCGAUUAAUCAAUUCUGUGGCACAAACAAUAGGUGCCUUUUUAAGAAUUUUCUUCUGGUUCAUAUAUCAAGCUAAAGGUGAAUUGAACCAAAUCUGGUCUUUCAUAAAACCCACUUCGAUGAAAUGCACGACCCACAAUAGUAAUACAAGAGGAGGUGGUCGUGGGAUGAGAUCGAAAGAUCAUAUUGCCUACGAUAAAGAUCAUGAUCAUGAUCAAACCAAUGGAAAUGGGAGUGCGAAUGGCCAUGGUAAUGAUGCAGAUACGAUCUCGCCUCGAGAAAGACUUUCAAGAUCCGGUAGUAAUGAAGAUGAGAAACGUCUUCCGUUUUUAGGAACAUCAAUCUUGAUAAUAGCUGUUGGAUUAGGUUUUUACCUCUACGGUGGAUGA